This is a messenger RNA of Symbiodinium necroappetens, 1545 nucleotides long. The record is from the annotation of a GenBank genome assembly. NCBI's taxonomy places the organism in Eukaryota, Dinophyceae, Suessiales, Symbiodiniaceae.
AUGUUCUUCGGUGGAUUCCCAGGCAUGGAUGGCGGCCGCAAGGGCGGCGGGAAGGGUGGCAAGAAGGCGGACAGCAGCAAGUUCUACAAGCUGCUGGACGUGGAGAAGAACGCCUCCGAGUCCGACAUCAAGAAGGCCUACAGGAAGCUCGCGGUGAAGCACCACCCCGACAAGGGCGGUGACCCGGAGAUGUUCAAGGAGAUCACCCGUGCCUACGAGGUCCUCAGUGACCCUAAGAAGAGGGAUGCCUACGACCGCUUUGGGGAGGAGGGCCUGGAAGAGGGCGGCGGUGGAGAUGCGGAGGACAUCUUUUCGGCCUUCUUCGGCGGAGGCCGCGGGGGCCGGGGAGGGGGAGGGAGCAAGCGGCAGAAGACCAAGGACGUCGUCCAGCCUUUGAGGGUGACCUUGGAGGGCCUCUACUCCGGGCAGACGAAGAAGAUGGCUAUUACACGCCAGGUCGUCGACAAGGAGAAGGGUGUAAAGGACUGCCCGAAGUGUGACGGACGUGGGUUUCUGGUGGAGAUCAUCCGCAUGGGCCCAAUGAUCCAGCAGGUGCAGCAGCCCUGCGACAACUGCGGAGGAACCGGCAAGGUUUAUACCACGAAGAACGAGAGGGAAGUUCUCGAGGUGCACAUCCAGAAGGGUGCCGUUGACGGACACAAAAUUCCGUUUCGGGAGAUGGCCGACGAGCACCCGAAUGCCGACACGGGCGACGUGAUUUUCGUCUGCAAAGAGCAGGAGCAUGCGGUCUUCAAGCGCAAGGGCGCAGACUUGUUCAUGGAGAAGAAGAUCUCUUUGGUGGAGGCUCUCUGCGGCUUCGAAACAGACAUCACUCACCUUGACGGGCGAAAGUUGCUGGUGAAGACUGCCGCAGGUGAGAUCAUCAAGCCCAUGGAGGGAAACUUUGAUCCUCUUGCAGAGCAGGAGUCGAAGACCGAGUGGGAGGUCAUCGAGGACGCUGACUGUCCGUCUAUUGAUAAUGUCGCUCAGGCGGACACGACCGACGUUGACACCUUGAAGAAGGCCUGCGAGACGCAGCUCAAGCGAAAGGGCAUCGACGUGGGCGCCUUCGUCGUGGACGGAAGGCGGGCGUACUUCAAGCAGUGCACCCGUCAGGAGGCGAUGGCAGCCAAGAAGACGGCGAAGGGGAAGACCAUGUACGUGGCCGCAGAUCCCGACGCAAACAAGGGCUUCAGAAUGAUGAAGUGUCUGAAGGGUGAGGGGAUGCCCACAGUCAAGAACCCUUUUGUGCACGGCAACCUCUUCCUGAUCUUUACCAUCCAGUUCCCGGAGUCGCUAAGCCAGGAGACCCAGACUUCCCUACGGAAGCUUCUGCCGCCGGCCCUGAACAAGCCGAAGUUCAAGGAAGAUGACAAGGAGGUAGAGAUCCACACUUUGGUGGACUACGACCCCGUAGCUUCCUUCAACGAGAACAAGGUCAACAUGAAGGCUGGCGGGGAGGCUUAUGACGACGAGGAUGAUGACGACGAUCGCGGCGGCAUGCGGGGACCCGGUGGCCAGCAUGUGCAGUGCAACCAGCAGUGA